Messenger RNA from Crotalus tigris (Tiger rattlesnake), 1252 nucleotides. Its product is annotated as olfactory receptor 1020-like. NCBI's taxonomy places the organism in Eukaryota, Metazoa, Chordata, Lepidosauria, Squamata, Viperidae. The record is from RefSeq and is a predicted model, not a curated record. The transcript is spliced from 2 exons. Gene Ontology annotation, molecular function: olfactory receptor activity; odorant binding; G protein-coupled receptor activity. Bases 281 to 1252 code for a protein of 323 amino acids. Gene Ontology annotation, biological process: G protein-coupled receptor signaling pathway; sensory perception of smell. Gene Ontology annotation, cellular component: membrane.
UUUUAGAGCAGCAGAAUGAUAUUAAUAUGUUUAGAAAAAUCUGCAAUCCAAACCUUGAAAAACACACAGAUAUUUUAAUAUGUGAAAUAAGUUUUUGAACUGCAAGAAAACAAGUUUAAAAGAGAAUUCCUCAGCUCGAAGAUUUCAGUAGCACUCCCAUGGUUAUUAAUUGUCUUUAAUAGUCUGGUGGAGAAAUUUAUUCAUGGGCAGAAAUUGCUUUAAUCACAAGUAGUUGUUUAUAUCCAAUCUGCCCUUUUAUGUAGAUAGAUAUUGCGAUUACAUGGGAAACAGCACACCAGUGACAGAAUUCAUACUGAUGGGGUUAACAGGGGACUCACAAUUGCAGCUGAUCCUCUUUGGGACAUUUUCUGCUGUUUAUGCCUUCACCCUGGUGGGAAAUCUAAGCAUGAUUAUCUUGAUCAGGAUCAGUCCUUCUCUCCACACACCAAUGUAUGUUUUCCUUACCAGUUUAUCUUUUCUGGAUAUUUGUUACACCUCAUCUGUCACCCCAAACUUUCUAUCCAAUCUUUUAAAAGAGAAAAAAAGUAUUUCUUAUGGAGGCUGCUUUACUCAGCUUUACUUUUAUGCCACAUUUGGAACCACAGAGUGCUACCUCCUAGCAGUGAUGGCCUAUGAUCGCUAUGUGGCAAUCUGCAAUCCACUACUCUACUUGAUGAUAAUGUCCCAAAGAAAGUGUGUUCAGCUGAUAGCAAUUUCCUACAUUGCUGGGAUCAUUAAUGCUUCUGUGCACACAAUGACUGCAACUAGACUGUCCUUCUGUGGUCCAAACAUCAUUAAGAGUUUUUAUUGUGAGGGUCCACCCCUUUUUUCUCUUUCCUGCUCAGAUAUCACUCUUAAUUAUCUUCUGGUAUUUGUAUUUGUUGGCUUCAAUUUAAUAACAACAAGCCUGACUGUUCUCACCUCCUACACAUAUAUCCUGAUUACCAUUUUAAAGAUCAACUCUGCCGCAAGCCGUAGGAAAGCCUUCUCCACUUGUACCUCUCACCUCAUAGUCAUCACCAUUUUCUAUGGAUGUCUUAGCUUUAUGUAUGCACGGCCAAGCUCUAGACCAAAUUAUAACCUAGACCAAAUGGCUUCAGUGUUCUAUGUAGUGGUGACCCCCAUGCUCAACCCAUUAAUCUACAGCAUGAGGAACCAGGAGGUAAGGGGUGCUUUCAGAAAUAUCCUACAACAGAAAGUUCGUGCUCAACAGAUACGAUUAUUGUUGUUACCAAAAUUUAAGUUUAGAUAA